AUCCGCAAAAUUAUUCUCAAAAUGGAUUCCACGUCGGCAAAACAUAUUAAUGAUUAGUCUGAAAAUGUUGCAUUCAAACAAAUUUAUUAUGUAAUCUAUUUUAGACAUCUAGAAAUUUGAACAGUUUUGAGACCGGUUCAGUUGCAACGCAGCUGUGAAAAAAUGAAAGCGAAUUUUCGCAAAAAUUGUCUUCAGAUUUUCAAAUCAAACGCGCUUACAUUGGCAACCCUUGCUGGAGUAAUAGGAGGUAUUGUACUUGGAGCCUGUUUGAAAGCAAGCAGAGAGGAAAAAUGGACGUCAAGAGAGGUUAUGUAUAUCGGGUACAUCGGGCAAAUUUUUCUGAAUAUGCUUAAAUGUGUAAUCAUCCCUCUUAUUAUACCAUCAUUAAUAGCUUCAGUAGGUGGCUUGGAUUUAUCUCUUUCUAAAAUGAUUGGAUUGAGAGCAAUUGUUUAUUAUCUAACUACAACAG
Eurytemora carolleeae is the source of this 469-nucleotide messenger RNA. RefSeq names its product excitatory amino acid transporter 3. Gene Ontology annotation, molecular function: neutral L-amino acid transmembrane transporter activity; glutamate:sodium symporter activity; L-glutamate transmembrane transporter activity. Gene Ontology annotation, biological process: L-glutamate transmembrane transport. The record is from RefSeq and is a predicted model, not a curated record. NCBI's taxonomy places the organism in Eukaryota, Metazoa, Arthropoda, Copepoda, Calanoida, Temoridae. Gene Ontology annotation, cellular component: plasma membrane.